AUACUGGGUGUAUUGAGCCAGGACGGCAUGAUGCGUUUUAUCCACAUUCACACAUGCAGACUUCUCUUCCACAUGGGUUCCCACGAUGACGCCAUAACUACAGUGUCAGUCAGCCCCAGUGGCCGACAUGUUGUGGCUGUCAUGGAUAACGGGAGCAUCAAUAUCUACAGUGUCCAGAGUCUCACACAGGAAUUGAACAAGCCUCCUCCAUCCCAGGUAGCAGUUGUCUCAGGUGGUGAGGCUGAUCAGGACUUUUCUGGCCUUAAGGUCAAGGUCAGGUCAGAGGUUGUUCAAAGACCAGCCAGGAGCUCGGGCAGGCGGACACAAGUGAAGAUACUUAGACCCCCGACUGUGUCUGCAGCUGAGGAUAAAGAGAAUGAAUUACCAGCUGGUCUGAAUAAGAAGAGACUGGUUGCUCUGUUGAAAGCAUUCGGAGAAUAUCCUGCUAAAUACAGGAUGUUUGUGUGGAGGUCUUUGCUCUGUCUCCCAGAGAACCAUGCAGCAUACAGCAGUCUGACCGACAAAGGCCUGCAUUCAGCCUACCUCACUCUGCAUGAUAAAUACCCCAUUAAAAGUCACAAACUGCAGAGAGGACUGCAAAGGGUUUUGUCUGCCUUAGCUCACUGGGCAGCCAUCUUUGGGGAGGUGGAGUACCUUCCUCUGGUAGCUUUUCCUUUCGUCAAGCUCUUCCAGAAUAAUCCAAUGCUCUGCUUUGAGGUGGUGGCGACCGUCAUAGUGAACUGGUGCCAGCAUUGGUUCGAGUAUUUCCCCAACCCUCCUCUGAACAUCCUGAGCAUGGCAGAGAACGUUCUGGCUCAUCAUGACAAGGAGCUUCUGCAGCACCUGGUGGACUGUGGCAUCACUUCACAGCUCUAUGUGUGGCCUCUGCUGGAAACCUUGUUCUCAGAGGUCCUGACUCGUGAUGAGUGGCUGAAACUGUUUGACAACAUUUUCUCCAAUCAUCCGUCGUUCCUGCUCAUGGCCUGCACGGCCUACAUCAUCUGCUGCAGAGAACCUCUCCUGCUCUGCUCCCAGAAACAGGACUUUGAGUAUUUCUUUCACCAUCGUAACAACCUGGAUGUUGGCGCCAUGAUAAAGGAGGCCUACAGACUCAUGGGCAGCACACCAGCUGACAUCCAUCCGAGGACUUUACUCUCUGACUUUACCCCACUGACCAAAGGCCAAUACCCUGUGUUCAACCAUUACCCAGAAUUCAUAGUGGAGUACCAAAGCCGAGAGAGGGAGAAGAUUCGAUUGCAGGAGAUGGAGUAUCUUCGGGAGAGACAGGAGGUGUCAGCAUU
Messenger RNA from Stegastes partitus (bicolor damselfish), 1301 nucleotides. Its product is annotated as TBC1 domain family member 31-like. NCBI's taxonomy places the organism in Eukaryota, Metazoa, Chordata, Actinopteri, Pomacentridae. Gene Ontology annotation, cellular component: ciliary basal body. The transcript has 9 exons. Gene Ontology annotation, molecular function: protein binding. The annotation marks the transcript as partial. The record is from RefSeq and is a predicted model, not a curated record. Gene Ontology annotation, biological process: cilium assembly.